CGCGAGCUCAGGUCGCGCGCCCAAAGUGUCCCUCUCUCUCAGCGUCGCCCAAACUCGCAGCUGAUUUUUCUCCACCCCAUCAUUUCAAAACUGUCACUACGAGUCUUGUUCUCGCGUGUCAAAGCAGCAAGACUUCAAUAGCGCCGUGUGCACUCGAACACACUUGCAGGAUGUGUGGCACAGAUGUUGACCUGGAUGAUGGAGGCUCAGUCGAGGAAGAGAAGGAUGAAGAGUUGUGGCUGGGCGAACGAGUGAAGAUGCUGCCCCCUCCUGUGGCCCGUAGCGGGGGUUCGGCUUGGGGUACCCGCAGGAGCAGCGCGGGCUGCGUUGUCUGCGGAGCAGCUCUGGUCCUUUGGAACUUGUGUGUGCUACUGGCUGGUGCUCUGCUCCUGAUGCUGAUCUUCUCCUUGGUGCUGCUGCCAGCAGUGGUGCCGCUCUACGCUGGAUUCCUGUGCCAUUCCAGAAUCCUGGACGGCUCGUCGGCCAUCUGCAAUUACCUGGACGACAACAGCUGCUCGGCCCUCAUCAUUCUGGGAUUUGUGAUGAUGUCGCCGCUUGUGGUGGUGGCGGCGGCGGUCUUCUGCGGCCUGCUUCGAAGGUUUCGACUACUGCUUCUCAUUCAGCCAAUCAGUCGCGCACGGUACACAGGGAGGCUGAUGGACUGCGUGGGCAGCGUCCAUGCCUGGGUCUGAUUGCUGCAUUAAGGUGGCGACUAAAAGGCAAGGCAUGGCAUUGUGAGUCACGGGUAGCUUUUUCUUACCUCAUAUAAAGCCUAGAGCAGUGUUUGCCAGUGAGCCAAGGCGUAUUCUUUACAGGACAAAAACCUCACGGCACACCACUAAAUAAUAUAAUAUCUAAUUGCGUUCCUUGACAUAGCUUACAUAAAAAGGGCAAUUCGUUUUUAAAUAAUGAAAAUGGCACUCUAUAAUAACGUAUUUGAUAAAAAUCAGACAGUAUUGGCAUAAUUAAAUAUAAAAUGAAGAAUUAAACACUUUGUGGAUCAUGGUGCAGAAACAAAUGAAGAAGACCUUCACGUUUACUGUAAUUUACUCGGUAAGCUGUGGUAAUAUUGAUGUGUUUGUUUAUUUGCAGAGGAUAUUGAAUGUAGUUUUGUAUUGUGGUGUCUGGCUACAUGUGUUGCUCCACCGCUUGUGUUCAAAUAGUCAAAUUGUCGGAUGCAUGAUAUCACCGCCACAUGGAUGCCGUUUGUUAAUCUGUCAAUGUCUUUUCUUAUUGUGCUAGUAUUAAGACAGCAGACUUUAAGGUGAAGUUAUGUUUGUCAUUAAACAAAAAAAAUUGUCCAGCUCAAAAAACUCUUAGGUCGAGUCAUUCUUAUGUGAAGGGCACCACUGAAAACCCAAAUAAUGAUCAUGUCGCAGUGUACUCACACAUUUAUUUACUCUGUG
This is a messenger RNA of Hippocampus zosterae (dwarf seahorse), 1406 nucleotides long. RefSeq names its product transmembrane protein 88 (gene tmem88bl). NCBI's taxonomy places the organism in Eukaryota, Metazoa, Chordata, Actinopteri, Syngnathiformes, Syngnathidae. The coding region runs from base 171 to 692 and encodes 173 amino acids. The record is from RefSeq and is a predicted model, not a curated record. The transcript is spliced from 3 exons. Gene Ontology annotation, molecular function: PDZ domain binding. Gene Ontology annotation, cellular component: plasma membrane.